AGGCUGCACCGCCUCUUUGGCCUUCCCCCAGCCUGGACCCCGCCCCCCAGCGGAACCAGGAGCGCCAGCCGCAGCCACGCCUCCGAGGUCCGGGCAGCUCCGACGCCCAAUGGCCAGGGAACACGGAAGCUCCGCCCAUGGGCCUUUUUGCGCAUGCUCUGCAGCCUCGCGCCGUCCGGGAAGUAGGGAGAAGGUGCUGUCAUCGGAGACCCAGCUGUCAUGGAAGACGCUGCUGUCGUGGAAGACGCUGCUGUCGUGGAAGACGCCGCAACGCCCGGGACGACUCAGGGAGUCAUAGAAAACCAAGGAGUUCUGUCAGCGGAGCCCUAGUGGAGCUCACCCCGACCCCCGGCGGCCUGGCCCUGGUGAGCCCCUACCACACCCACCGGGUCGGAGACCCCUUAGACCUCGUGGCGCUCGCAGAGCAGGUGCAGAAGGCUAAUGAAUUUGUCAGAGCAAAUGCCACCAACAAGCUGACAGUCAUAGCCGAGCAAAUCGAACAUUUGCAAGAACAAGCCAGGAAGGUAUUGGAGGAUGCUCGCAGAGAUGCUGACUUGCACCAUGUAGCUUGUAAUAUAGUGAAAAGACCUGGCAACAUUUACUACCUUUAUAAACGGGGGAGUGGCCAGCGGUAUUUUUCCAUUAUUUCUCCAAAGGAAUGGGGGACAGGUUGUCCACAUGACUUCCUUGGUGCGUACAAGCUACAGCACGACUUGUCCUGGACUCCGUAUGAGGACGCUGAGAAGCAGGAUGCUAGAAUCAGCAUCGUGACCAAGUUGCUAAGCCAGCCAGUGGCUCUGCCUCCGAGCACUGAACCCAGCUUCCAGGGCUUCACUUCCACUGAGAGUGGACUCUGACAAAGGCUGUCAUGGCUAGGACCUGUCACCUCCUUGUUGCCCCAAUCUCUGCCUUGAUGGGAGGUGGCAUGAGAAUCGAGGACAUGUAGGGGAAUCAUGAACUUCUUUGAAAGUGGUCCUGUGUGAAUGUAAAUGCUGUCGUUAUUACUUUUAGUUGGGAUGGUAAAGAAUCACAUCAGUCUCUUUUGGGAUCCUCUCCAGGUCACAGAUACUCAACUCGUCAGUUUCAGAGUAUUGGCCAGUGUACUUUCCUUCUCCUUUAUCUCCAUCUGUUCUCCCAUAAGUCAGAGCAUUAGAGAAAGAAGGGUUUCUUCUUCCCUCGAAAAGAUUGGCAGGUCAUUUUCCAGAGAGGACUGUUGUUAGUCUCUUAGUAACUAGAAGGGUUUGAGAUUGGGGUUGUGGCUAUUGAACAGUUGGUGCAACUCCAGCUUCAGAUUCGUCUGGGAACCAGAAUGUUGGGUACUGGCGAUGAUAAACAGCUUGGCUUGGCUUGCGAGCGAGUAUGUGGUUCUGGUAUUUCUGCACGAUUGAUAAGGUUUGGCUUGUCCCAUUCUGCUCUUUCUGCCGAGCUAGGAUGACUGGAGAAUUUAAGGCAGCAGCAAUGGCCAGGUUUCGGGACAGUCAGCCUCUAAACUCACAGAAUUUUAGACUUGGAAGAGAUUUCGGAGGCUACCACUAACAACGUUAUGAAUCCACUCUCUAGCCCCACUGAGCAGGAGAUCCAGAGUUCCGCCAUCUGCAGCAGGAAGAAUCCAUUAAGUGGCAACUUUAGAAUAUUGUGGAAAAGAGAGUAGGACAGUGGGUGAGAAACAAGAAAAACAGCCAACCUGUUGAUUAUGAGUUAACGCGGAUUAAAAUUCAUUUUGACCUGAAUUAUUCAGGAACUUAACAGAAGCUUUUUGGCUGAGUUACUCUAUGCUGAUUCUGACUGAGCUCUUGUGGGACUCUACCUCAUUUCCUGUUUGUUCAGUGGAAUUAGCUAAAUUGAUAGCACAGCCAGCAUUGCUGUACUUCCUUCAGUGCCAUAUAAUCUAUUACAACAUGCUGUAAAAGGAGUGAGAGAUCUGUACUUGAAAUCAAAUUGCCCAAGUUCCUUUCUGGGGAUGAAUGUCCUUUGUGUUGAUCUGCUUGGUGAUGCCACAAUCUCAUCCUGGUGUUAAAGGCCUUUCCUUAUAAGCUUCGCUCCUUGUGAGCUGUAAAUGGUCCACAAGGGCCUAGCAGAGGUUGGGACUAGAUUCUGUCAAGGUCACACAGAUGAUACUUGGUCACUCAGUUCAGAGGAGGAUGCUCUGGAGGCAGCCGCGAAAGCCUCUGGCUGGGAGGCUGCAGGAAAUGGGACACACACACACACUAGUGGUAUAGUAGUUGAUUCUUACUACCGAAAGUUUCCCAGAUUUUCAGAAGGUUUUGCAUGAUAAUGACAUUUUGAGUAGGUGCUUUGUUAUCCAUUGCUGCAUCAGUUACCACAAACUUAGUGGCUUUAAACAGCACACAUUUAUUAUUUCAGAGUUUCUAUGGAUCAGGAGUUGAGGCACACUUAACUGGGUCCUCUGCUUCAGGGUUUCUUUUCUCACAAGGCUGCAGUCGAAUUACUGGCCAGGCCUGUGUCCUCAUCUGAAGGCUCAACUGAAGAAGGAUCUGCUUCCAAGCUCACUUAAAUUGUUGGCAGAAUUUCAGUUCCUCAAGGGUUUGUAGGACUGUGGAGCUCUGUUUACUAAUGAACUGUUAGCCAGAGGCCGCCCUUAGUUCUUUGCUACAUGAGUCUUACCAACAUGGCAACUGUCUUCAUCAAAACCAACAAGGAUGAGAGUCUGCUAGCAGGAUGGAAGUUAUGGCAGUGACAUCUCAUACCUUGGCUGUGCUCUGUUAAUUAGAAACAAGUCACUAGGCCAGCCCACACUCAAGGGAGGUAAUUACCUAAGGGUAUGAAUACCAGAAGGUGGAAAUCCUUGAAUCUUAGAAUCUGUGUGCCGCAGUGCUCAGUUGAGAGGGAGAAGGAAGGCUGUGGCUGGAAGAGGCAGUAUCACAAAGUGGUUAGGCUUGGUGGCUUUGAAGUCACAGAUCUGGACGCGACUCUCAGCUCUGACAGAAUAACCUCCCCUAGUGUUCCUGCUUCCUCCUCUGGUCCCUUCUCCAGUCCAUUCUGUAAUCAGUCAUCAGCUUGAUCUUUUGAAAAUGCAAAUCCACCUCACCCUUGACAUCUAUCCUAACCACUGGAACAGAGAGCAGUGUGAUUCAGGAGCAAACUUUCUUCCGUUCAAUAAGGUGUGCUCCUGGCACAGACCAGCAGGUGGUGCCAUUGUGCUUUCCUGAUUAAGCCAGUUACCAAGCUUAGAGAAAGUGGCAUUGUGAAGUGAUUUUGGAGGUAGCAUCUCCUAGGGGGACUAGGACCCAGUGAUUAUAAACAGUAACCAUUUUUCACUCAUCCAUCCAUCUAUCCAUCCAUAAGUGAGUAAUACUUAAUUACUGAGUAUUAAGUGCCUUCCAGGUUCCAGAUUCUGGAGAAUGACCCAGGUGAGUAAGACAGGCCCCUAUUUCUAGGAAGCUUACGGUCUAGUGGGGGAGACAGCAAGUCAGCCAUUACAACAUGGUAUAAGAAGGACUAUGAUAGAGGUGCACAUGGAAUAUCAUGGAGCACCGGGGAGGGCUGCUUAACUCAGCUUGGAGAAUUUGAGAAGGCUUUUUGGAAGAGCUGACACCUGCUUGGGUGUUGAAAAAGAAGCAAGAGUUAGAGCUUGUUUGGAGGCUCCAACUGUCGUCUCUGUAGGAAGGUUGUCUUUGGGGGUUAGGGCAGGGUUUAUUUUUGGAUGGAGUUUAUUUGUGAAUGAACAAAGGGAUAUCCACUUAACAAGCCAUAUCGACCAGAGUAAUCCUGCCAGUCAGGAAGGGUGGAGUGAGAUAGGUCCCAGCCAGAACACUCUUACUUCUAACAGCUAGGAGGUAGGUAGAUGAGGAAUCGGAUGAAAAGCAAUUCUAGACAAAAAAUAGCACGUGGGGGACACUGACAAGAAGCAAUAUGACAUUUGGGGAAUUGCAGCUACAGUGAAGAAUAGUGGCCAGGCGGUAUGAGAGGAGAGCUAAUUGAAGGGUUGGCGGUAGGGAGUUGGUAAAAUUGGCCUUUUUAGAAAGCUCAUCUUGGCAGUGGAGGGUGAGUGGGGGAGAAACCACUGGGAGCCUCCAGCCCAGUCCAAGCAAGAGGUUUGAACAAAGAUGGUGAUGGACUGAGAGGUGUUGUAUUUCAUCAAUUGUAAACGUACUUUUCUUCCCCCACGUUUUAAUCUCUCAGACCUAGAUGCUUCUAGAUGUCAGUAGUAUGUCAUCAUUUAAUAAUGGUUUGUCUUAACAGUGGAUGGCAUCUUAGGCUUGAUGAAGUAUGGCAUUUUGAAAGUACAGUAGAUCGCCAUCUUGUUAAUUAAUACGAUGUGGCACAAUGAGUGGAAGGAAAGAAUCUUAGAUAAUGCUUGAAUUUCUGGCUUGAGAGUGUGGAUGGGGCUUCCCUGGUGGCGCAGUGGUUGAGAGUCCGCCUGCCGAUGCAGGGGACGCGGGUUCGUGCCCCGGUCCGGGAAGAUCCCACAUGCCGCGGAGCGGCUGGGCCCGUGAGCCAUGGCCGCUGAGCCUGCGCGUCCGGAGCCUGUGCUCCGCAACGGGAGAGGCCACAACAGUGAGAGGCCCGCGUACCGCAAAAAAAAAAAAGAGAGAGUGUGGAUGGUGGGAAUCCACUCAACAAAAUGUGGACGAGGAAGACAUCCCUGCUAUUUUCCAAAAUAAUUAGCAAUCUGUAUUUGCCUCAAUAAUCCACCAUGCUGGCCCUGCCUGGUUCACUGGGUGUAACAGCUGACACUACCUCCUUUUCUCCACAUUAGCAUUCCAGAAGGAGGGAAAGAAGGCUUGCUUGUGUCCUUACCUUCUCAAGUUAUCAGUCAGUCCACAAGUAUUGAGAGUAUUGGUGGUGUAGACACAAAGAUGAUAAAUACUGUUAAGUGAGCUUUUUUUCUGCCAAGCAUAGCCAACUGUUUGAUUUAAUCUUUAUAUAAUCCACCAUCUAUGAGGUAUUAUACAGUAUUCCUAUUUUACAGAGCUGGGGCAUCUCAGACGUUAAGCAACUGGCCCAUGGUUACACAGAUAAAAAGUGGCAGAGGUCAGGCUCAGACAUUACUAUUUGAUUAAAGUCUGACCAUAGCUAUAACCAUAACCUGUUUUGGCCGAUUAGGACAGUCCUAGAAUAUCUCUACAUAGAGGUGUGAAGAAGUUAAAAUACAAAAGUGACAGAGUAACAUGUGCAUAUGGGAUACUAUAGGGGUAGUUCACUUGAGUAUUUAGUGAUGAGCAUGCAGACGAUGUAUAUCAAGGUCCAGAGAAGAUAAGUAACUUACCUAAGGUCACACAACUUAAAAACAAUUGAGCCCACAUCUCUGGCACUAAAGCCCAUGUGCAAACCCCCCACAUACAAGAUAGGGUUCAUUCCCUAAAGGAGUCAGAGCUUGGGAGGGAGGAGCUACUAAGUGCCUGGAGUAAUUAGACUUCCGUGGUCCAAGCAGCAUUUGAUUCAGUGGACUACUUCCUACUGAAAAGCUUUGUUCUUCAUUUUGAUUUGGAAUAUUACCGUCUUCUGCUUCACUGACUGCAUCUUUUCUGUCUCCUGACACUUAUAGUUUGGACUGCUCUGGGGCCAAGUCUUUGGCCCUCUUUUCUUUCUCUACUAGGUGAUCUAAUCAUUUCCCAUGGCUUUAAAUGCCACCCGUAUGCUCUUGACUCACAUGUGUGUCUCCAGUCCUGAUCCCUCCCUGAGUUUUAUGCAGACUUCAUUUAUCGAACAAACAGCUUCACUUGAUGUCAUUACAAACCUAACGUGCCCAAAAUGGAAGUCUUGAGUUAUACCCCAAACCUGUUUUGUUACCAGUCCCUCUCUUUCCAUCAGCACCUGUGUCACACUGCUGUUGAGGCCAGAAACCCAAGUCAUCCUGAUUCUGUUUGUUCUUCCCACACCAAUCAGCAAGUCUUCUCAGCUCUGUCUUCAAAAUACAUCCCACAUCUGACUGCUGCUCAUCACCUCCACCCCUCCCCCCUUAGUCCAGGCCACCAACAUCUCUAGCCUGGACGAAUGCAGUAGCCUCCUAACUUGCCUCCCUGCCUCCAUUCUCACCCUCCUUCAUUCUGUUUCCACAGAGACUGUAGUCAUUCUCUUAAAAAUGUGAGUCAGGUUAUAAUACCUCUGUAAAAAAUGACCCCCAAAUUUCUCAUUACACUUAGAAUAAAGUCCAAACUCUUGCCAAGGUUCUAUGUGAUGUACCAUUCUCAGUACUCACUGCAUUUCCCACUGACUGUGCUCAGCUCAUCAGCACAUCAAGCCUGUUCCUGCUCCAGCGUCUUUACAUUUGUAGCUCCAACUGCCUGGAACAUUUCCCCCAAGGUCUUUUCAUGGUUUGUGUCUUCUCAACAUUUAGGUCCCUGCUCAAAUAUCACUUCACUCAUUACCCUAUCAGAAGUACCAGCUCCUCUCACGUCAAAAUACUGCUGACCCUGUUUUGAUUUCCAUGGCGCUUGUCGUGACUAGACAUUUGUUGCCUUUGCCCCAUACUUGAGUGUAAGUUCUCUGAGGGCAGAAACAGUGUCUGUCUUGUUUAUUGCUAUAUCCCUAGCACCUAAAAUAGUGCCUGGCACAUAAUAAAUACUCUAGUAAUGGAUGGAUGGAUGGACAUCUGCAGCUCCGUACUUAUAUCCUGCAGGGCGUCUAAGUCAAUGCAGCUAAGAGAAAUAGAAUGUGAGCCACGUGUGUGAUGUAAAAUUUUUUAGCAGCUACAUUAAAAAAUAAGGAAAAACAGGUGAAAUUAACUUUAAUAAUUUAACCCAGUAUAUAAGAAUAUUAACAUUUUAACAAACAAUACUAAAAAUUAGUUAUUUUACGUAUUUUUUUAAAACUCAGUAUUCAAACUCUGGUAAAUGUACAGCUGCCUCAAUUCGGACUAGCCACAUUUCAUGCACUCGAGCCACAUGUGGCUAGUGGCUAUCAUGUUAGUACAAGUGUAGACAGUCACCCUACUGUUCUUGUUCUCCAGAACGGGAGGAAGCUAGAAACUUCUGGUGGUUGGGGAGGAGGGUGUUUCUUAGCUCUCCCUGCUUCGUCUCCCUCUUCUGAAGGAAGCCUUGGGGAUGUCCAGGCUAACAGAGGCAUGAUCAUGUCCUUAGAAUGAUGGUGAUGGUGAUGACUGAGCUGCUGCGCUGUGCUGAGCAUUUCAUAUAAGCUCAUUUAAUUCUCACGGCAAUCCCAUUUUACAGAUUUGCUUGCGGAAACCAAAGUAACUUGUUCAAAUUUACACAUCUGCCAAGUGUUAGAGCUGGAAUGUAAAUCUGGCUAAACGUUAAGGCCGGUAUUAUGAUCGU
Orcinus orca (killer whale) is the source of this 7238-nucleotide messenger RNA. It is a transcript of the gene C1H1orf50, whose product is annotated as chromosome 1 C1orf50 homolog. The record is from RefSeq and is a predicted model, not a curated record. Lineage: Eukaryota; Metazoa; Chordata; Mammalia; Artiodactyla; Delphinidae. The transcript has 5 exons. Bases 138 to 857 code for a protein of 239 amino acids.